This is a messenger RNA of Coccinella septempunctata (seven-spotted ladybird), 1521 nucleotides long. It is a transcript of the gene Rpt2, whose product is annotated as 26S proteasome regulatory subunit 4. The coding region runs from base 147 to 1463 and encodes 438 amino acids. The transcript has 6 exons. Gene Ontology annotation, cellular component: proteasome regulatory particle, base subcomplex. The record is from RefSeq and is a predicted model, not a curated record. Gene Ontology annotation, molecular function: proteasome-activating activity; ATP binding; ATP hydrolysis activity. Gene Ontology annotation, biological process: proteasome-mediated ubiquitin-dependent protein catabolic process. NCBI's taxonomy places the organism in Eukaryota, Metazoa, Arthropoda, Insecta, Coleoptera, Coccinellidae.
GUCAAAUUAUCCGUCACUUGCAUGUCACUUGUCAUUUUCCUUCCAAGUUCAAGAAAUUUGUUGAUGACUUGUGGAAAUUGAUCUCGUACUUCCAAUAACUUGAAUUUCGGGCAUAUAUUUCUAAUUACAGAUUACUGAUCCGAAAAAUGGGUCAGAGUCAAUCAGGUCCUGGAGGCAGUGAUAAGAAAGAUGAGAAGGAUAAAAAGAAAAAAUACGAGCCUCCAAUUCCAACUAGAGUAGGAAAGAAAAAACGCCGUACCAAGGGACCAGAUACUGCUUUGAAACUUCCAGCUGUAACUCCUCAUACAAGGUGCAGACUGAAAUUGUUGAAAUUGGAAAGAAUCAAGGAUUAUCUACUGAUGGAAGAAGAAUUUAUUCGUAAUCAAGAACGUCUUAAGCCUCAGGAAGAGAAAAACGAGGAAGAAAGAUCUAAAGUUGAUGACCUGAGAGGUACCCCAAUGUCAGUGGGAACUUUAGAAGAAAUUAUUGAUGACAAUCAUGCAAUAGUUUCUACUUCUGUUGGUAGUGAACAUUAUGUGAGCAUCCUAUCUUUUGUUGAUAAAGAUCAAUUAGAACCAGGGUGUUCAGUUCUUUUGAACCAUAAAGUUCAUGCGGUAGUUGGUGUACUUGGAGAUGACACUGAUCCUAUGGUGACUGUGAUGAAAUUGGAAAAAGCUCCCCAAGAAACUUAUGCAGAUAUUGGUGGAUUAGACACACAAAUUCAAGAAAUAAAGGAAUCUGUAGAAUUACCCUUGACCCAUCCUGAGUAUUAUGAAGAAAUGGGUAUCAAACCUCCAAAGGGUGUUAUACUAUAUGGCCCACCAGGUACUGGAAAAACACUGUUGGCUAAAGCAGUAGCAAAUCAAACAUCAGCAACAUUUUUGAGAGUUGUUGGGUCUGAACUUAUCCAAAAAUACCUGGGAGAUGGUCCAAAACUUGUUAGAGAAUUAUUUAGAGUAGCUGAGGAACAUGCUCCUUCCAUAGUAUUCAUAGAUGAAAUAGAUGCUGUAGGGACAAAACGUUAUGAUUCAAACUCUGGAGGUGAAAGAGAGAUUCAGAGAACUAUGUUAGAACUUCUAAAUCAAUUAGAUGGCUUUGAUUCAAGAGGUGAUGUCAAAGUCAUUAUGGCAACAAAUCGAAUUGAGACUCUAGAUCCAGCUUUGAUUAGACCUGGUAGGAUCGAUAGAAAAAUUGAAUUUCCACUUCCGGAUGAGAAAACUAAGAGGAGGAUUUUCAAUAUUCACACGUCAAAGAUGACUUUGGCCGAAGAUGUUAAUCUGCAAGACCUCAUUAUGGCAAAAGAUGACCUAUCUGGAGCCGAUAUCAAGGCAAUUUGUACUGAGGCUGGUUUGAUGGCUCUGAGAGAAAGGAGAAUGAAAGUAAUGAAUGAAGAUUUCAAAAAGUCUAAAGAAAGUGUUCUAUAUAGAAAGAAAGAAGGUACUCCUGAAGGAUUGUAUUUAUAAUCUUCUUAUUGUAUUUUCAAUUGAUUGAAUUAAAUGAUAAUAAAUUCAUAUGGAUGUC